Messenger RNA from Dentiscutata heterogama, 150 nucleotides. The record is from the annotation of a GenBank genome assembly. Lineage: Eukaryota; Fungi; Glomeromycota; Glomeromycetes; Diversisporales; Gigasporaceae.
GAUAAGGCUAAAUUAACAAUAUAUGCAACUGGUACUUAUCCUGUCGAAAGCGAAGAUCACAAACUAGAAAUGGUCUUAUUCAUUCCGAUAAACGAUGAGGAGAGAGAUCCCAACACACAAUCGAUUUUCAAAAAAAAUGAAUUUUAUUGU